This is a messenger RNA of Oryzias latipes (Japanese medaka), 3111 nucleotides long. It is a transcript of the gene adgrl4, whose product is annotated as adhesion G protein-coupled receptor L4. Lineage: Eukaryota; Metazoa; Chordata; Actinopteri; Beloniformes; Adrianichthyidae. Gene Ontology annotation, biological process: adenylate cyclase-activating G protein-coupled receptor signaling pathway; cell surface receptor signaling pathway. Gene Ontology annotation, molecular function: G protein-coupled receptor activity; calcium ion binding. The record is from RefSeq and is a predicted model, not a curated record. Gene Ontology annotation, cellular component: plasma membrane.
AGGAAAACUGAUGCAAGGAAGUGGACUGCGUCAGCAGCCAGCCCACUACACUCUGCUUCUAAAGUAUUAUCCAGAGCUGCCGGAGAAAGGAGUAUUUUUUCAAGUCACAGAUGAAACUUCUGCUUUUCACAGCAUGGAUCACAAGUUUGAUGGACAUUUACUGCCUCUCUGACAUUUGUGGCUCCUGCCACAAAUAUGCCACGUGUAAGACCAUGAACGGAUCACAGAAGGCCUGCUUCUGUAACCUGGGUUUUACGGGGGAUGGAACAGGCUUUUGCGAAGAUGACGACGAGUGCCAGAAUGCCACUAACAUCUGUGGGGACAGGAGCCAGUGUUAUAACAUGGUGGGCAGCUUCUACUGCAUAUGUGACUCUGGAUACAGAUCCACAGGACUCCCUAAGUUCCAGCCAAACGAUGGCACCGAAUGCACAGAUAUUGAUGAGUGCAAGUCUGGACAGAUCUGUGGACCAAACUCACACUGCCAUAAUAAAAAUGGAUCUUUCUACUGCUCCUGUCAGCGUGAUUAUACUCCAACUUCAGGCACUAAGCACUUUCAUCCAGACAAAGGUGCAAGUUGUAAAGAAAAUCCACAGAAAUUCUGCCACAACAACAUGAGAUGCAUGACGCAGGCUGUCAAUAAAACACUAGAAAAUAUGAGCAAUUUCACCGAGCCGCAGAGUCUCCUGAAAGAGAUUGCCAAGCAGACGUCUGGCGAACUUACCUCAGUGGAAGUAAUUGCGUAUGUUGAGGCCUUGAGUCGAUCCGCUUCAACACUGGCUGCUGGAAAGAAGGAUUUCACUGUCAAACCAUCUGCCAUCAACUCUACCCUUUCAAAAUUAGUUCAAGCGGUAAACAACUUAGUGGAGAAGGAUGAGCUGGUGGCUUGGAGCAGAAUGAAAGAGGAGCGUCGGGAGCACACCAUCACCAAGCUGCUGCACGUUGUGGAAGAAGGGGCUCUGUCUCUGGGGAGCAACUGCAGAACCUCAACUGAGAUUGAUGUCAGAGCAACUGAAAUGGAACUGAAACUCUUCACCUUUGAUGUUCAACAAACAAAAGCCAAACUUUCGGCUUCAAUGGGGGGAGAUCGGAUAAGUCUCACGCCAAAGCUGACGCCAAAGGAUGGCAGAAAUGGAAGUGUGUCGGUGGUGUUUGUGCGAUAUGACAGCAUCAGUGACAUCCUGAAGCCGAGCAGCGACCCAGGUGUCACCGACUAUUCGCGCUAUGCUGGAACGGGGGAAAUCAAUGUCAACUCCCAAGUCAUAGCAGCGGCUGUCAAACCUGCUGACGUUUACCAACUUGACCAUGUCACCUUCACUCUAAGGCACAAAGAGCCUAUUGACACUACAGCUGAUGUGACAAAGUGUGCCUUCUGGGAGUACGAGGCGGACAGCCUGCAAGGCCGCUGGGCCACACACGGCUGCAAGACUGUAAGCGUGUCCAGCAAUGCAACCACCUGCACCUGCAACCACCUCACGCACUUCGCAAUCCUCAUGUCAUCCGGCCGGGCGAACUUGGUGGCCCACCAUACCAUCCUGACCCGGAUCACCCAACUGGGGAUGAUCAUCUCUCUCAUCUGUUUGUUCCUGUGCAUCUUCACCUUCUGGUUCUUCAGCGAGAUCCAGAGCACCAGAACCACCAUCCACAAGAACCUGUGCUGCAGCCUCUUUAUGGCUGAGUUUAUCUUCCUGGUUGGAAUCAACAUGAACACUCAUAAGCUUUUCUGCUCCGUGAUCGCAGGGUUGCUGCAUUAUUUCUUCCUGGCAGCCUUUGCCUGGAUGUGCAUUGAAGGAAUCCAUCUGUACUUGAUAGUUGUGGGUGUGAUCUAUAACAAAGGCUUUCUACACCGGAACUUCUACAUCUUUGGCUAUGGAAGUCCAGCAGUGGUGGUGGCCAUCUCAGCGACACUGGGUUCCAAGUAUUACGGCACAGAUAGAGUGUGUUGGCUGAGCACGGAAAAUCACUUUAUCUGGAGCUUCAUCGGACCGGCAUGCCUGAUCAUCCUGGUUAAUCUCUUGGCCUUUGGAGUAAUCAUCUACAAGGUGUACCGGCACACCGCUGUGAAAAAGCCUGAAAUCAGCCACUAUGAAAAUAUCAGGUCAUGUGCCCGCGGCGCCUUUGCUCUACUGUUUGUGCUCGGCGCCACCUGGACCUUCGGAGUGCUGCAUAUUCUCCACGAGACGACGCUCACCGCCUAUCUGUUCACGAUCACAAACGCCUUUCAAGGAAUGUUCAUCUUCAUCUUCCUCUGCGUGCUCUCCAGAAAGAUUCAGGAGGAAUACUACAGGCUUUUCAAGAAUGUGCCAUGUUGUUUUGAAUGUCUAAGAUGAACAUAUUGACCGUCUGCUCGUCCACAAGAAUAGUUGGCAAUGUUGCUUUGCAAAAUGUCAUUAUUCACAGUUUAAAUUUCUAAAAAAGUCUGGUGGAAGAAUUGUUAGGUAGAGAUAUCUAAUAAAUAUGACCAUUAUACCGUCUUAAAAAAUAAUUUUCUAUUCAAAACAUUGGAUUAAUAUGUUUCGCUUUUUAGUUUCAUUUCUUUAUAAUUACUUUCUUACAAUAAAGCCUCACCAGUGUAUUGACUUUUUUGCGAGACGAUUCUUUUUAGAGAACAAUGAAAGUUGUUUUUUUUCUCUUCCAGUUUAAUUUAAUACCUUAGCAGUUAUCAGCCAAAUGCCUGAAAUCUUCUUUAAAGCCUCAGUCUUUGUUGUUUCUUUUCAUUUUAAAUUGAUCUGCAAAUUAUUCAAAUGAAUGUGGGAGACUUCGACAAAUCUCUCCACUGACUUCUUUCAUUUGUAAAAAUCAAUGUCUGUGUGUAACACAGACUUCAACGUCUCUUUUUACGCAACAUGCAGUAAAGUGUGCAAUCAAUACAAAUUCAAUGUGGUGUUUGGACAGACAAAUAGCUCCAUCUACUGGACAGGAUGAGGGAUGAUCACUGUAAAAAAACAAUCUGCAUUUCUGACAGUCUGGUAAAAUCUUUUGUCUCUUCUUUGCAAACUAAAGUAAAGUUAAAAUAAAAGUGUAUAUAUUUUCUGUACGAUGUUAGCAGUGUGUCCUGAGCUUCAGGUCCCUGUAUCUACGUUGGUUAAUAAAUGACACGUCUUACUCCUCUUA